Molecule: messenger RNA, 468 nt
Organism: Oikopleura dioica
Lineage: Eukaryota; Metazoa; Chordata; Appendicularia; Copelata; Oikopleuridae
Source: the annotation of a GenBank genome assembly
AUGCAGGAGCAGAGAUGCAAGUUUUGUGGAGACGAUUUGGUCGAAAUGUUCAAGAGACGUUGUUGCGGAGCUUCAGAAGAGCUCGUUGAUCGGCUAAGACGCGAUGUGCACAUUGACGAAUCGGACAUUUUCAAUCCCAGAUUCAUUCACACGCCUCCAGUUGAAAAGAGAAAUCUCCAAGCUUCGAGUUGGAAGGGCCAUGAUUCGAUUCACAUCGAGCGACUUUCAGAUGGAUUCAAAAUGGCGAAAUGGGAUGCCAAUCAGUUUUUAAAGACUUGGAAACAUACGGCGAUCCCGAGAGCUGGCACAGUCCGAUCGUCCCUGUACAAUGAGUGUUGUGGAGACUCCUCCUGUUCUUCUCAAAAAAUCCUCGAUUCUUCCAUCAACCAAGAAUGCUGCGGCGUCGGCUGCAGAUACGAAGAGGUUCUAGAAACCUGCGGCGCUGUUAAAUGGGUGCCAAUGAAAUAA